Molecule: messenger RNA, 3438 nt
Organism: Coregonus sp. 'balchen'
Lineage: Eukaryota; Metazoa; Chordata; Actinopteri; Salmoniformes; Salmonidae
Source: the annotation of a GenBank genome assembly
GGAGUGAAUGGCCAAUGGGAGUUGGCUUGUCAAGCAAACACUGAGCCCUACAUUCUCAUUCAUUCAGUGCUCGACAGUCCUGCAGUGUUGAUGAGAGCACGUCUUCGACUAGUGCUUGCUUUUCAGCAUUCCGCACAACAAAAACCUACUUUUACUAUUCUCCAAGCAGAAUAAGAAGGCUGAAAACCAUUGGAUAUAUAAUUAUUUUCUUCAUAUCGUGAAUUAUUGUGCUUUCAAGAAUCCUAAAGCUUUUCCCUGCAAUUGUUACUCUGCUCUAGGACUAAUAAACUCGGUUGUCUGACCAGAUCGGUCUCAAACGCGCAACGUUUAGGCUAUUUGGUACCUAUUCCAUAGAAGCGUGGAUUUACCGUUUCUGGAGCACAUUGGUGUAAUGCACCAGAUUUUGAGAACGAAUAACGAAAGAAGAUACAACAUCUGUAUUUGGAUUUAACGCCAUCGUUACGAAUUUUAAGAGCUAAUUAAAAUACGCUUGGACUAUUUCCUUGGAUGGAGUUUUGGUAUAUUGGUUGAUGGAUUCGACGUUAUGGAUGGUUACAGAUGGGUGCGUAUCUCCCCUCUCAAUGAAACAUAUUGGAAAUGUCUGGUUUGUUCAUAGAUUCUUUGUUGCUAAAAUGACGAACAUUUCGCAGCUAAUCUUCCUCGGAUAAGGAGGCUAAUAUACGCAUAGGGUUCAGAACUCCGGCUCUGGAAACAUUGUUGCCACUUUAGUUGCAUGGAAUAUGCUUGUCGUUAGUUUAUCGAGAUAGAUGGCAUUGGGAACACGCAUCAUCUGGUGCUUGAAUCUGUGGAGCGUUCUCUUCAUAAUGUACAUGCUUGCUUGUGUCCUCUACUCGGUGUGCCUAUUUAACACAGACCAUUCGACUCUCGAAGGGAAUCAAAACGGUCAUAGUUUGGUUCAGAGGGGAGAGAGAACUCUCACGCGCAAACAAACACCCCACCCCCACGGUAGCCUAGUUUUCAUUCAUAAGGUUUUUCCUCCGUAUUUUUCUAUUCAUCUCUAGAUCCGUUGAUUUGAUCCUCUGUGGUUUCUAUCACAUGGGACGUCGCACGGUCAGCUAAACCCUAUGGCAUAGACAUAUUUGAAGUAGCCUAUGAUAUGACUAUCGGCGUAUUUGCCCUUUUACAAUACAAUAAUUAGGCCGCCCUUAUAUCUAGUGGCAAAAUCUAGUUACCGUGCAAGGUACUGUGGGGUUUCAUGAAGCGAAGUCAAUAAAUGAUAGGGCUCUACUUAUAAGCAAGCUUCUUCGCGCAGAUAAUGCCUAUCUGCAAAUUGUAUCCGUUUUUAAACGUAUUUGUAUGCUUGUGUCACUUUGAUUUAGACUGUGCCAAAAUGUGUUUAGGCCUACUGAUUAAGGUUCCGUUUGCGUUCCUGUUUUAACAGCGAUACGACUUUAUAGCUAGACCUACCACGGAUAAUUCCAGAAGCUGUUAUCUUAAACCAGUAACGGUAUUGGCUUUAUUUCAGUUGUCAAAUGUGCUUGAGAAGCACAAUAAACUAAGCAUGUGCUUGAAAUUAUAUGGACAUAAAGUUGACACUGCUGUCGGGUUCUGUCGUGACCUUAGUUUUUUGUCACCACAUUUCCUUCUAACAGUCUUUCGUUUAGUAAUAUAAUAAUACGAGAGGCAGCUCAUUUUGUCCUCUUGGAUCGUGGCCUCGUUCCGUCGCCUUGGCGCAUUUAAAUGUUAACUAGUCAUACAAAUGUAAAUGAGGACGGGAAGUAGCCUAUUUGUACUGAAGUUUGGAUGUGUGCAUAUUGAGGAAGGUACAAAAAGUCUCGUUAAUAGUCUACUUUUGUCCACGGCAUGCAUAGAAAACAAUAGUUGGGCUAUGUGAACAUGUUCUUAAUUAGUUGAAAAUAUUGACUGCACUUCUCUUUUCCUACUAGCACUGACUUUGCUGAUAACUUAACUUCUUUGAGGAAAAAUGUACGUACUAUGACUGAUGUGGUUGUCUAACCUAACUAUCCUAAGAUGAAAAAGACUAACUGGAUAAUAGCGUCUGCUAAUACUAAAAUGGGAAUGUAAGCACAAAAUAGCAUACUCCUCUCAUUAAUAGACUCUCUUAACCCGUUUUAUAACUUUGAUGAAAUAUGAUCAUCGAUGAAAAAUGUUUGAUCUAUAAAUUGAGAUGAUCCAAGGAUCUAUUGAUGGUCUUACUUUUUCAGCUCUUUAGCUUUUCCAAUCAAGAGUUGAACCUAAAAUGAUAAGGGAACAGUUUUCCCAAAUCUCCACCACCCUAUAUUUCUCAUUUGCAAACGACAUCAUUGUCUUUACUGAUGGCCCUUUCCUGUGUCUCUUGCUGUCUCUCGCAGGUUUUCCGAUGCAUGCCAAGUCCACGGUGAAUGUCGGAAGUGGUGAUCACCCCAGAUGGCGCUCCAAAGUCAACAUGGCCCUGGCGGUUCAUUAGUGGUGAUCCAGCAGCCUUCCCUGGAGGGCCGGCAGAGGUCGGAUUACGAGCGGGAGCUCCAACAUGCCGCCAUCCUUUCCCUGGACCAAAUCAAGGCCAUCCGAUCCAGCAACGAGUACACAGAAGGGCCCUCGGUGGUCCGGAGGCCCCCUGCGCCCCGCAUGGUGCCCAGGCCCGACAAGCAGCAGGAGAGGACUCACGAGGUGAUCCUCGUCAAUGUGAACAACAACUACGAGCACCGGCCGGUAGGGCAGGGCCACCACGGUGGGGUGGUGGUAGUGGCCGGGGGCCAGCAGUGUAGCACCAGGGCCCCGGGCCUUAAUCGCUCCACCAGUACAGGCAGCGCGGCCAGCUCAGGGAGCAACAGCAGUGUAUCCUCUGAGCAGGGACUCCUGGCCCGUUCGCCUCCCUCUAGACAAGGGAUGGUGGCCCUCCACCAGCACCACCACAGAGCCGAGCGGACUCAGCCUGUUCGGACUCAGCCCAAGGUGCUGCUAGCCCCCCAGCAGGGCUCUCACCCGCUGCUGCCACUGGAGGCACCGCUCAAGCCCUCAGGGAAAGGGGACAUGGCGUCUGGCCACCAGUUCAUCUGCGAAUGCUGCGGGAAGUGCAAGUGCAGAGACUGCACAGCCCCAAGGACCCUGCCCUCGUGCCUGGCCUGCAACGGCCAGUGCCUGUGCUCGGCGGAGAGCGCCCUGGAGCAUGGCACGUGCAUGUGCCUGGUCAAGGGCAUCUUCUACCACUGUUCCAACGACGACGAGGGGGACUCGUGCGCCGACCACCCCUGCUCGCUGUCACGCUCCCACUGCUGCUCACGCUUCCUCUGCAUGGGAUUACUGUCGGUACUGUUCCCCUGUUUGCUGUGCUACCCGCCCGUCAAGGGGUGCCUGAAGGCGUGCCAGGGCUGCUACGACCAAGUCAACAGGCCCGGGUGCCGCUGCAAGAACUCCAACACUGUCUAUUGCAAACUGGAGAGCUGGUCCCAACAGGCCCAGGAAAAGCCUUCCUGA